CACGCCGCCGCCGCGCGAGCCGAGCUUCUCCUGUUCGCGUCUCCCGCCAGCGCGAGAGGAAACAUGGCCAGCGUUCAGCCCAAGGAGCAGCUCGUCCUAGAUGGCGCCCACGAGCAAGGAUUCAUCGCCUUUUAUAAGGGUCUUCCGGAGAAACCAAACACCACUGUUCGCCUGUUUGACCGUGGGGAGUACUACACAGUCCACGGCCAAGAUGCAGUGCUGGCAGCAAGGGAGCUAUUCCGCACUAAUUCUGUCAUCAAGCACCUGGGUGGAGGAAGUAACAAAUUAGAGUCGGUUGUUUUAAGUCGCCUGAAUUUUGAAUCUUUUGUUCGUGAUCUCCUCCUGUUGAAGCAUUAUAGAGUGGAACUCUAUAAGCAGAAGUCCUCAAGCAAGAAUGACUGGGAAGCUGAAUAUAAGGCAUCUCCAGGAAAUCUUUCACAGUUUGAGGAGAUUCUGUUUGGUGCAAAUAAUGAACUCACAGUCACAACAGGUGUCAUUGGAGUCAAAUUAGCAAGUGAAGGUGGCCAUAGGGUUGUGGGUGUUGGUUACAUUGAUGCCAAUGGACGCCAGAUGAGUGUUGCAGAGUUCAAUGAUAAUGAUACAUUCAGCAACCUGGAAGCCCUUGUGGUUCAGCUUAGCCCAAGAGAAUGUCUUAUCCCCUCUGGUGAUCUGGGACCUGAUGGAGCCAAACUAAAACAGGUGUUAUCUCGCAGCCAACUCCUUGUUUCUGAAAGAAAAAGAACAGAAUUCACCAAUAAGGAUGCAAGUCAAGACCUUAGUCGGCUUCUGCGCACUAAGGGAGAUGCAUCUGCUGUUGCUGCAAGACCAGAAAUGGACCGCACAAAUGCCAUAUGUGCACUAGCAGCUGUCAUAAAAUAUUUAGAGCUUCUGGGCGAUGAUAGUAACUUUGCCCAGUAUACUCUUUCUAUGUAUGACCUCAGUCAGUACAUGCGUCUUGACAGUGCAGCUGUUAGGGCAUUGCAUGUAGAGCCUAUCAGUGGUAGUGUUGAGUCUUCUGGCGGUGUGUCUAAGACUCAUACUCUCCUUGGGCUCUUAGACAAGUGCAGAACUCCACUUGGACAUCGUUUACUGGCACAGUGGCUUAGACAGCCUUUAGUUGACAUUAAUAAAAUUGAAGAGAGAUUAGAUUUAGUGGAAGCCAUGGUAUGCACUGUAGAGAUGCGUCACAGUCUUGGUGAGGAACACUUGCGUCGUGUGCCUGACCUGAACCGCAUGGCUCGCAAGCUAAGUCGAAAGGCAGCCACUUUACAAGACUGUUACAGACUCUACCAGUGCAUUGAGAGGCUACCAUACCUGUGUGAAGCAAUAGCCAAGUAUGAUGGACCACACACAGCUUCACUAGCAGCAGUCUUCACAACUCCUCUUCAGGAGUUAAUAACAGACUUAGCAAAGUAUCAGGAGAUGAUAGAAACCACUGUUGACAUGGAACAAGCCAAUCAAGGAGAAUAUGUUAUCAAACCUGACUUUGAUGAGACAUUAGCAGAAUUAAGAGAAACUAUGAAUGGCUUAGAAAAGGAUAUCCAGAACCAGUUGAGGAAGGCAGCCAAUGACCUCUGUCUGGAGGCAGGGAAAAGCAUAAAGCUGGAGUCUAAUGCACAGCUUGGCUUUUACUUCAGAGUGACAUUAAAGGAAGAGAAAGUGCUGCGAAAUAAUCGAAGCUACCAUAUGAUUGAUACAAACAAAGCAGGAGUGAGGUUUAGAAAUAAUGCCCUUCAGGACUUGAAUGAACAGCACAUGGCAUCAAAGGAAGAAUAUGCACAGCAGCAAAAAACAGUGGUUGAGGAAAUUAUGAAUAUUGCAGUUGGCUAUGUGGAGGUAAUGCAAAACUUGGGACAGGUGCUUGCUACAUUAGACUGCAUUUUUGCCCUUGCAACUGCAGCAGUAUCUGCCCCUAUUCCCUAUGUACGGCCCAAACUUUUGGAACAAGGAUCAGGUGUCAUAAAGUUACAGGAGAUCCGUCAUCCUUGCCUGGAGCUUCAGGAUGAUGUAUCAUUUAUACCAAAUGAUUGCACAUUUGACAAAGAUAAUGGAUUGUUCCAUAUAAUCACUGGACCCAACAUGGGAGGUAAAAGCACUUAUCUGCGCUCUGUGGGUGCUGCCGUCUUAAUGGCUCAGAUUGGGUCUUUUGUUGCUUGUCAGGAAGCAGAAAUAUCCAUCGUAGACAGUAUUCUAGCUCGGGUUGGUGCAGGGGAUUGUCAGCUUAAGGGUGUGUCAACAUUUAUGGCAGAGAUGCUCGAGACAGCAACUAUUUUAAGAUCUGCUAGCAACAAAUCACUGAUCAUCAUUGAUGAACUGGGACGUGGGACAUCAACUUAUGAUGGCUUUGGGCUAGCAUGGGCCAUAUCAGAGUAUAUUGCAAAGGAGAUUGCAGCAUUCUGCCUCUUUGCUACACAUUUCCAUGAGCUCACAGCAUUGGCAGACGAAGUGGACAGUGUUCAGAAUUACCAUGUGACAGCCACAACUGCACAUGGUGCUUUGACUCUUUUAUACCAG
Molecule: messenger RNA, 2514 nt
Organism: Penaeus monodon (black tiger shrimp)
Lineage: Eukaryota; Metazoa; Arthropoda; Malacostraca; Decapoda; Penaeidae
Gene: spel1
Product: DNA mismatch repair protein Msh2-like
Biological process (GO): mismatch repair; mitotic recombination
Cellular component (GO): nucleus; MutSalpha complex
Molecular function (GO): ATP binding; ATP-dependent DNA damage sensor activity; mismatched DNA binding
Source: RefSeq, a predicted model, not a curated record